Molecule: messenger RNA, 1112 nt
Organism: Racocetra persica
Lineage: Eukaryota; Fungi; Glomeromycota; Glomeromycetes; Diversisporales; Gigasporaceae
Source: the annotation of a GenBank genome assembly
GAACAAAUUUGAAUUCUGGAAAUAUUAAUAACAUUGCGGAUCAAAAAGAGUUAAUCACGGAAUGUUAUAAUAGUGAAGAAGAAAGUUCUACAGACACAUUUUGUCGUAAAUUGCAGCAACUGGAUGUUGAUACGUCACAAUAUACAUUAUCCUUUUCUAAAUUAUUAUCCACAUCUAUGCCAUAUAUACCUUCCGAUUCCUCUGAUUCAGCAAAUUCAGCGAAUUCUGAUGAUCAACGUUCGAAAACCCUUCCAAAUCGUUCACCAUUUGCUUGCAUUCGCUUAUCAGAUGCAUUUUGUAACGACUCCCAACCUACAAAAUAUAUUAAUUCAACUAUAUCAGUUGACAAUAAUACGGCUCAUUCCAUUGACAACCAUUCGGAAUGCGAUAAAACAUUACAACAUAAUCAUACAUCAUCAAAUUCAUAUAUUGAUAUGAAGCAAUCAACAAACACAUCAGUAUAUCAGUUGCGUCAUCGUCGUUCCUCAUUACCUAAGCCAUUGAUAGAACCAAUAACUAAGCAGGAAACCAAAUCGCUAUCCACGUUUUCUGAUCAAAAGAAAUCAUUGAAAAAUCAAAUUAAAAAUACACUACCAACGCGAUCAAAUCCCAAACGGUCUUCAACCAUCAGCCUACCCUCGUAUGAAAAUCUUCAAAAAGUAAGAAAAUUAAUAAUCUGUAAGAAAACGAAUUGUGGCAAAUCAUUUGCCAGCGAAGCAGAGUUAGAGGCACAUGAACAAACGGUACAUCCAUAUAGAUGUCAUUAUCAAGGAUGUAAUUCGAGAUUUGAUAGGUUGGACCUUGUCAAAAAACAUCUGCAAACACAUACAGAUAUAUAUCCAAGGGAAUGUGAGGUACCGGGGUGUGGUACGAUUUAUUUUACAAGAAAAUCAUAUCAAAGUCAUCUGAUGAAGCAUGGAAAAUUAGAAAGAAUGCGUUCACAAAUAGAGGUAGAAAAACCAAAUCGAUCUAAGAACGUGAAUAAUCAGAAGAAAAAUUACGUGCAUGAAAAAAAUCCAAAUACUGAAGAAUUUAUAGCACGUAACAAAAAAGAUAAAGUAAGCGCGAACAAUAAAAAAAAUGGAGUACACGAAGAUAGUAAAAGACAUAAA